This is a messenger RNA of Limanda limanda (common dab), 1230 nucleotides long. RefSeq names its product sphingosine-1-phosphate receptor 5b (gene s1pr5b). Gene Ontology annotation, biological process: G protein-coupled receptor signaling pathway. The record is from RefSeq and is a predicted model, not a curated record. Gene Ontology annotation, cellular component: membrane. The coding region runs from base 1 to 1230 and encodes 409 amino acids. Lineage: Eukaryota; Metazoa; Chordata; Actinopteri; Pleuronectiformes; Pleuronectidae. Gene Ontology annotation, molecular function: sphingosine-1-phosphate receptor activity. The transcript has a single exon.
AUGGAGGCUUUGAGUGCUGCUCAUGCAGCGACUUCGCCCUCGACAUCCACAUUCCCCACCUCCCCCGCUCCCUCCUCUCCUGGCUACCUGCAGUUCUUCUGGGAGUACCAGGACAUCUCUGUAAUUGUGGAACAUUACAACUACACUGGCAAGCUGCAGAAAGACCGCUACCGGGAGGGGCUCAAACCUGAGGGCAUCGCGUUCCUGGUGGUGUGUCUUCUCAUUGUCUUGGAGAAUGCCGUGGUUCUCAUCGCCAUUUGGAGGAACAAGAAGUUCCACGUGCCGAUGUAUUACCUGCUGGGUAACCUGACUCUGUCCGAUCUUUUGGCUGGGAUAACUUACAUGGCCAACAUUAUCAUGUCUGGACGUAAUACUUUGAACCUAACACCAUUACUAUGGUUUGUCCGGGAAGGAGGGGUGUUCAUCACUCUGGCUGCCUCCAUCAUUAGUCUCCUGGCCAUUGCAAUUGAACGCCACGUUACUAUGGUGACAAUGAGGCCAUACCAUGGAGCCAAGCGGGGACGAAUGUUGGCAUUGAUUGGUGCAAGUUGGGCCCUCGCAGGCUUUUUGGGGGUCCUGCCGAUUCUGGGAUGGAACUGCAUGCACAGACUGGACCAGUGUUCUACAGUGCUGCCACUUUACGCCAAGAGCUACAUCCUCUGCUGCGUAUCUGUGUUCAGUGCAGUGCUCCUGGCCAUUGUGGUCCUUUAUGUCAGAGUAUUCCGCAUUGUCCGUACCAACACACAGCGCCAGCGGCUGGGCAUAUCAGCCAGCAUACGGAAAGGCUUGGCAAGGAAGUCAGAGAAGUACAUUGCCCUCCUCAAGACAGUCACAAUUGUGUUGGGCGUCUUCAUCGCCUGUUGGCUUCCCCUCUUUCUCCUCCUCCUUAUGGACUUUUUCUGUCCAACUCACAGUUGCCGCCUGCUCUACAAGGCUGACUACUUCCUGGGAGUAGCCAUGGUCAACUCGCUUCUCAACCCCAUCAUCUACACGCUAACCAGCAAGGACAUGAGGCGAGCCAUUUUGAGACUGCUCUGUCGGCCGUGUCUGAUGACCAGAGACGGCCAAGUGAAGAAGAUCGGGAUGCCGUUCCUGGAGUGCAGCUUCAGUAAGACUGAGGUGGCCUCCCAGAAGUUAGAGGUGGGACAAGAGACGACUAUGUCUUCUGGGAAUGUCAUCACCUCCCCAUCUCCAAUUAAAGCUCUUUACCCCAAACUAUUCAAAUCAUAA